Molecule: messenger RNA, 963 nt
Organism: Trichoderma reesei QM6a
Lineage: Eukaryota; Fungi; Ascomycota; Sordariomycetes; Hypocreales; Hypocreaceae
Exons: 2
Coding region: 1-963 (320 amino acids)
Cellular component (GO): nucleus
Molecular function (GO): DNA-binding transcription factor activity; protein dimerization activity
Source: RefSeq, a predicted model, not a curated record
AUGGCCGACACACUCGUCCCUGAACAUCCCGAUCUGUCUGGCUUUCCUGACUCCCCGGGCCAGAAACGAAAGCGCGAACUCGAAAGCCCCAACCUUGGGCGCGCAAAGCGUGCAGCCCCUCCUGCGACCAUGUCAGCGUCACCGGGGGACACAGCCGCCUUCAUGGAUAAUGCCAUGGAGUCGCAGGCGGCCGCGGUGAGCGGCGUCAAUGUUGCCGACUUCAACGCCCUUCAGCAAGCCGCCGCUGCCGACCACACCGACGCCACAGACCCUUCCAACGCGACCAGCACGGCCCAGGCGGCCCUGGGCAUGUACCCGACCCUUCAUGUGCCGCCGUCGACCGAGGAGCAGUUCUCUGCGCAGGGUCCCGUCGAGCCCGACCACGGCCACGAAAACGCGUUCAAGCAUGACACGCCCUUCACCACAGACGUCACACAGCAGCCCGAUCCGAUGAUGGACCCGUCCGUCAACCAGAACGCGCCGCCGCCUCCGCCGAAUGGUGUCCCGACUCACCCUCCUCCACCGCCGCAGCACAGAUACGCAGUGCCGCCGCCGCCCAACCCCAAACCAAGCGUUGGCUCAGAGGAGUGGCAUAAGAUGCGCAAGGACAACCACAAAGAAGUGGAGCGUCGGCGUCGCGAGACCAUCAACGAAGGCAUCAACGAGCUGGCCAAGAUCGUGCCGGGAUGCGAAAAGAACAAGGGAUCGAUCCUGCAGCGGGCUGUUAGCUUCAUCACCCAGCUCAAGGAGAACGAGCAACAGAAUAUCGAAAAGUGGACGCUGGAAAAGCUCCUGACCGAGCAAGCCAUUACGGAGCUGAGCGCGUCCAACGACAAGCUCAAGCAGGAGUGCGAGCGACUCUACCGAGAACUCGAGACGUGGAAGCGAGUUGCGCAGCAGGCCGGUCUGGAGCCCCCGGCCGCGCCCAAGGAAGAGCCCAAUGCUGGCAUGCCAUCGAGUUAG